Molecule: messenger RNA, 4980 nt
Organism: Colletotrichum higginsianum IMI 349063
Lineage: Eukaryota; Fungi; Ascomycota; Sordariomycetes; Glomerellales; Glomerellaceae
Exons: 1
Coding region: 1-4980 (1659 amino acids)
Source: RefSeq, a predicted model, not a curated record
AUGAUUCCGGUCACCUACACCACCGUCUUCACUAUCUACGAUCCCAUCACUUCCGUGAAUGAUUCGCCAACCGUUCAUCCGAAUCACACCGCCACAGUUUCCGGGGACUUCCAAACCGGUGCCAGCACCCCGACUGGUGACGGAACUGCCUCGCAAACCCUUGUCUGGGUUAACUCGACCAGUGGCUUUGUCUCUUCAUCAUUCAUCACUCGGGACAGGGGUCAUUCUACCAACACAUCGGCCUCUUUCGGAACCUUCAAGUCAUCUGUUCCUGAAAAGCCCCCUUCCACUCUUUCAUCGAUAAUCCCAGGGUCUGUUUCCAUCACCGCUGUCGGCUCUUCUACUCCUUCAGCCAAUCCCAUCGCAUCGAGUGCUCUGCCAGGUCAGACAAACUCGGCCGUUGUCACCGGCAACCAGAAGACGCCCGGCCAAGUUUCAUCGACCAGCUCAUCGUCUGCAGGUCCUGCUGUCACGGCAAUCGUUCCCCUCGGUGGCACCAUCACCGUCGAGCCCCUUACGGCGACCACAGCCCAGGCCGAUGGGACUUACAUGACCACCAGCGUCACCUGGCUCUCCAUCGACAUCCCCUCAACGACAACCGUAAGCGGCCAGGCGGUCGCCACCCGAUUCCCCUCCUGGAGAUGCAUCUCGCUGGACAUCUGUAACCCGUCGUGCCUCGUCCCUGACGAGGUCUGUCUGCCCGUUCCAUCUGCCAACCCCAACGGCUACCCCUGGCCCGAGAAGCCUGAAGCGCCGCCUUCCUCCGAGAAUGGUCCUUUUCAGCCGACGCCCUCUUCACAGCUUUCUGCUUCACUGACUCAUCCCGCUGCUGCUCCUACCACUACCAAAGCCGGCCAAGGCGGAGGUGAUGAAGGCGGCGACGAUGGGAAUGACGAUGACGAUGGAGACGGGGAUAACGAUGACGACGACGGAGAUGAUGAUGAUGGUGACGGGGAUGACAGUGAUGAAGGCGAUGGAGACGAUGAUAAUGGAGACGGAAACGAAGAUGAAGACGGUGAUGGAGACGAUGAUGAUGGUGAUGGCGAUGGCUCAGACAACCACGACGACGAUGACGAUGACGACGAUGACUCGUUCCUCCUCGGCUUCAGAAUCGACUUGGGCACCGACAUCCUCGGCCGAGCUCUCCGCGAUGUCUUUGGCUGGGGCAUGAGCAUCGGCUUUGGAACCAACUUACCAUUCGGCGGCAUCGGCGGCAUCGGAGGCGGCGGAGGCGGUGAGACGAAACCUGAAGAACCCAAGAAGUCUCUCACCACGUCGGCAUCGACAUCGUCCAGCUCGACCUCGUCCUGCACCGUCACCUACACCGUCGCCCCUCACUGCACCCAGCCAUGCGUCGUCUCGCAGAUCAAGAGCCUCGGCGCAAACAGCUACACCACCAGCUGCGCGACGGCGACCUGCCGGACCACGCAGCUGUGCACCACCGUCGACAAGACGACGACAACAACGUCCUUCACGACCAAGAAGCUCCAACGCACCGCGGGCUGCAUGCCCAAGAAGUGCCCCGCCUGCCAUCGGGACUCGGACACCCCCGAGGCUGCUCGGGCUCUCUCCAAGGAGCUCGCGGCCCGCCAGACCUUGUGGGACGAUGUCAUUCUCAAAGACGCCCUCACGGCGCCCGAGACGUGGCAGGAGGGCGAGUUCGACUGGUGGGAGAAGAUGCGCCGCGUGGCCAAGUCGUACGGCCCGGGCCUCCACAUCGACAGCAAGUACCACAUGGACUCGUCGUCGUCCUGGACGCCCUUCGGCAACGUGCCUCACGGCGGCGGCGCGGGACCCGUCUGGGGAUGCGCCAUUGUCGUCGCCUUCUCCCCCCAGGGCGUCUACGCCAACCACCUGUGGGAGAUCCCCAACUUCGCAAUCCCCUGGGACGAGGAGCACCUGUUCCACGUCGAGAGGGGCUACAACGAGGACUACUACUUCAAGCAGAACGUCGACAUGUUCCUCCACCAGGGCUCCGUGGCCUUCCCCUUCCAGACCGAGUAUCCGGCCCUCGCGCCCCUGAUCGACCCGGGCGGUCCUCUGCACGCCGACGACUUCCAGUUCUUCCGCACCAUCGUCUUCGUCCCGACUCACGCCGGCGGGGAUAUGUUGUACAAGCGAGCGACCCGGAAGAUGAUCGACAUCCUCUCCGGCAAGAUCAACAUCGACAAGAAGCACAUCACCAUCUACGGGUACCGGCCCCGCGAGGACCUGGGCAAGGACUUCGACUACGACCUCGGCAGGGCGACGCCCCCGCCAAGGCUCCGCGCCUCGAACCCCUGGGACGGCCUCUUCAGCUGGCUGUACACCCCCAAGGGCCCCAGCGGCCAGAGAGAGCUCGUCUUGCGUUACGAGAAGGACAUCAUCCAUCGAGAAGCCUGGUGCGGCGACGGACGCGUCAUCCCGGACGCGCCCCCGUCCAACUUUGAUCUGCGGCCGAAGCCGGGCGAUGACCCUCCUCCUCCUCCUCCCCCUACCAAGAAUGCCGCUCUCCGGCUCCGACAGGAAGAUGCCGCCGUCGCCACCUGCGGAAGGUUCAUCGUCUGCGGUCUCGGCAACCCGGAAGCCCUCUGCGGCGACUACCGCAAGUAUCCGCCCCCAUCCCUCUCGGGUGGCCAUUCGUCGUCGUCGUCGUCGUCGUCGUCGUCGUCAUCGUCGCCCAGGAAGCGCCAGCUCCCGCCCUCCAACGGCCCGUCCAAAGCCGAGAGGGAGCUCUCGACGGACAUCAUGAUCGACCCGGAGGACGGCCUCGGCGGCGAGAUCUGGUGGUGGGACCGCAUGCGCAACGCCGUGGACGAGCGCGGCGCCGGCUUCGGCGGCCACCCGGACCAAGCGGGCCACUGGUCGACGAGCGCCAUGGUCACGCUCGACGAGGAGGUCGACGGCAGCGUCGCCAACCGGCCCCGGUUCGGCGGCGCGGGCCCCGUCUGGGGCUGCACGGCCAUCGUCGUCGCCUCGCCCGAGGCCGUCUGGACGAGCCACGUGUGGGAGCUGCCCUCGCACGCGCGCGGCGAGGCGCACGGCAAGGCGGCCUUCGAGCAGUGGAGCAAGGUCUUCCCGCGGCCGACGCGGGAGUACUUCCAGGAGGAGUUCCUCGACUUCCUCGACCACGGCAACACCAAGGGCAACUUCCGGCAGCUGCACGCCUACAAGUUCCCCGGCCGCAACCCGGGCCUGCGGUACAUGUUCAUGAAGGGCGGCGCCUUCGACCCCGCCGAGCACGAGUUCGUCUGGGUCGGCAUCGUCACGCGCUCCUACAAGAACCUCGACGCGCCCCGCGUGCAGUACGACUGGCAGAUCCAGAUGGUCUACGACAAGUUCGUCGCCUGGGGCGUCGACCCGGACAACAUCCGCGUCAAGGCGUAUCCCGCCCGCCUCGACUUCACCGCCGAAGGGUCGCACAUCAAGCCGCACUGGGGCAUCCUCAGCUGGCAGUACCACCCCCGACACCGGGAGGGGAACCACGAGGAGAAGAAGAUGCGCAUCCGGUUCGAGAAGGAGCUUCUCUUUGAGAAGUCGUGGUGCGGUUCCGGCAAGAAGAUUGCUGUGCCACCCGCGGAAGAGGGAUCACCGCCGCAGCAGCGCAAGCGGCAGCAGAAGGAGAAUGACGCUGAGGAGGAGGAAGAGGAGGAGGCCUGCAAGAUGUUCAUCAGCUCCAAGGAGUCGUCUGCCUCGGCCACGAAAGUCUCGACCGCCGUGCCGGAGCCUACGCAGGCCUGCACCAACGACACCGAGUGUGGCUCGCUCUCCUGUCCCGGCAACCGGAUCAGUGCUUGCUAUCACGAGCUGUGUCACUGCGUCAUCCUCGCGAACCGGAACAACACCGAGAUCCUCACCGGUCCGAUCUACGCCACGCCGACGACAAUCCUGGACGCCUCGCAGACACCCGUGUUUCCCAUCUCGUGGCUUCUUCCGAACCCGACUUCGACUGCGGCGUCUCAAGGAUCGACCAUCACGACUAACAACUUGUCAUUGAACAGCUCGACAAGCACAUACCCGGCCAGCUUCAUGUCUACAGGCUUCUCGUCGACGCCGACAGUCUUCACAAGUACCCUCUCAGCGUCGACAUCAGGCAUCCCGUCCUCCCGCUCGUCCAUGUCCACGCCGACGCUCUCCGCCACGCAACCCGCAAAGUCUCCCGGUGGCGCCUGUACCACCAAGCAGGACUGCUCCGGCCUCAAGUGCGCCGACAACCAGUACCCGGACUGCCGCAUGAAAGACAGUACCGGGCUCGGGUGCCACUGCUUCGACAGGCCGAACAAGAUCCUCGACGUCUGCCACGAGGCCGCCGACUGCGCCAACGUCGCCUGCGAGGCCCGCCACACGCCGACCUGCCGACCCCUCGUCGACUUCGCGGGCGCCACCUCCGUCUGCCUCUGCGACGCCGACCCCGUCCUCCCCGGCGCGGGCUGCCUCGUCGACACCCACUGCGACGGCCUCCCCUGCGACGACGACAACCAGCGCGGCGUCUGCACCUCCAACGCCUGCCGGUGCGGCUUCUUCCUCCCCGAGGGCGCCGGCUGCUCCACGCACGACGACUGCGCCGCCGUCCGCUGCUCCGAGGCCGAGCCCUUCAAGUCGUGCUCCCCACCCCCCGGGAACGCCUGCGCCUGCUCCGCCUCGCGCCCGCCGCCGCGCCGCGCCGAGGGCGACGCCUGCUCCGCCCACGACCAGUGCGCCACCAUCGGCUGCACCGAGCUUGAGGUCAGCGUGUGCGAGGUCGACCGGUGCCGCUGCCGCGCCUUCGCGUGCCGCGCCCACACGGACUGCGCGUCGGCGCCGGCCUGCGCCGCCGCCGAGAACCUGCGCUGCGAGGCCGGCCGGUGCGUCUGCCGGCCCUGCACGGACAAGUUCAAGAUCCUGGGCUGCGGCUCGGACGAGGACUGUAACCACUGCUGCGCGCGCGGUGGGCUGCCCACCUGUGUGUACGGCUGCCAGGCCUUCUGGUGCGGCAAGGAGUGCCAGUGCGAGCCCUGGUAG